AUUGUCAUCCAAGCCAGGGGUGGUGGUAGCGAGCUACAGUUAGCUGAGUUUGCACUUCGUGGGUGUGGCCCAAUUGGUUUCGACAUCACCUCACCCGGCGUGAACGAGAGCGGCUGAGCUACAUGGUACUUCGACUAGGCAGCUAGUGUUGUGGUUUUGCUGUUCCAAAGGAAGAGCUAUUCAUUUAUCUCAUCGUUGAGUCAGACUAAACUACCAUGGCUCUUUACGAAUGUGUCACUCAGGAGCAGCUUUCGGGCUUCGACAAAUACAAGUACAGCGCAGUGGACUCGAAUCCCCUGUCUGUCUACAUCAUGCACCCUUUCUGGAACUUUGUGGUGAAGUUUCUGCCAACAUGGUUGGCUCCAAACCUCAUUACAUUCACAGGCUUUAUGUUCCUUGUGUUGAACUUCCUUAUGCUGGCCUUCUACGACUUUGACUUCAACGCCUCUGCUGCAGGACAUGAACACGUGCCUAGUUGGGUCUGGGUUGCUGCAGGGAUCUUCAACUUCUUGGCCUAUACACUCGAUGGUGUGGAUGGUAAACAGGCGCGUCGCACCAACUCCUCCACACCACUAGGGGAGCUUUUUGACCACGGCCUGGACAGCUGGGCCUGCAUCUUCUUUGUGGCCACCGUAUACUCCAUAUUUGGGCGUGGUGAGAGUGGUGUGGGUGUGGCCACACUGUAUUACAUCCUGUGGGUGGUGCUGUUCUCCUUCAUCCUGUCUCACUGGGAGAAAUACAACACUGGCAUCUUGUUUCUGCCCUGGGGAUACGACAUCAGCCAAGUGACCAUCUCCCUUGUUUACUUAGUCACUGCUGUCGUCGGUGUCGAAACAUGGUACCAGCCAAUCCUGUUGCACUUCCUCUAUAGAGACCUUUUCACCUUUAUGAUCAUUGCCUGUUCCUUCACUGUGACCUUACCCAUGAGCCUCUACAAUGUCAUGAAGGCUUACCGCAGUAACACUCUGAAGCACAGCAGCCUGUAUGAAGCUUUCCUGCCCUUCCUUUCUCCCGUCCUCCUCUUCAUUUUGUCCACCAGUUGGGUGGUGUACUCUCCAUCCAACAUCCUCGAGCUGCAGCCCAGGAUCUUCUACCUCAUGGUGGGAACCGCAUUCGCUAAUGUCACGUGUAAGCUGAUUGUGUGUCAGAUGAGUAACACACGCUGCCAGGCGCUGAGCUGGCUGUUGCUGCCCAUGUCGGUGGUGGUGUUGUUAGCAGUCACAGGGGUGGUCACCAAUGAGAUACUACUGCUGUAUCUGUGGACAGCCGCUGUCAUACUAGCACACAUACAUUACGGCGUAUCAGUGGUACAACAGCUCAGCAACCACUUCAACAUUUUCGCCUUCUCCCUGAAGAAGCCCAACAGUGACUGACAGGAGGAGGAACAAAUCCACUUGAAAGGAGCAGAGGUUUAAGCUCCUCCCCUUCUCUACUCUAAUGACACUUCACUCUUAUCCCCAUGGAAACCGCAUCCCCUCCCCUCCAUCCAUGAGGAUGCCGCAAGUGGAAUGGACUAUGGCACUUUUUGCCACAUUCUCUAAAAACACAUAAAGAUACAACGUGCACACACAUUCCUAACCAACCAACCAAACUCCAGUCUCAGCGAUGGGGCGGGCCCAGGGGCUCUGGCUUCCAUCAUUGGUGAUUGGCUAACUUGGUUGAGCCAAUGAGGUGCUUGUUUCCUACGGAAAUGUGCUUCAGUCGUGAGGACAGGAGCCCAGACGAGCCAUGCAAACACGCAAACAUACAUGGAACACAGAAUAUUCUGCUUUCAUGCAGAUAAUUUAUAUCUUGUGGCAGGUAUUUCAAUACAAACAAGCCACGCACACAAACACACACAAACAGUUGCACUCACAUAGUAUUAUGAAUGUAUAAUAUAUCUUGGGGAAAUGUCAUUUCAGUUUAUUGCAUUAACGGGAAUGCCUAAAGUAGUGCUGUUUGACCAAACCUCUGGACUCUGGCUACAUGUGGCUCAUACUGUACAUCCACAGCUGUGCCCAGAGUUUAAAGGUUCAGUCACCUUUUUAUCAUCGGAUGAUUUUCAGUUGGAAACCUUGGUGAU
Molecule: messenger RNA, 2062 nt
Organism: Xiphias gladius (swordfish)
Lineage: Eukaryota; Metazoa; Chordata; Actinopteri; Istiophoriformes; Xiphiidae
Gene: selenoi
Product: selenoprotein I
Exons: 10
Biological process (GO): phosphatidylethanolamine biosynthetic process
Cellular component (GO): Golgi apparatus; endoplasmic reticulum membrane
Molecular function (GO): ethanolaminephosphotransferase activity
Source: RefSeq, a predicted model, not a curated record